AUGUUCAUAGAGAGUUUCAAGGUUGAGAGUCCUAACGUGAAGUACACAGAGACAGAGAUUCAAUCUGUGUACAGCUACGAAACAACUGAACUUGUUCAUGAGAACAGAAAUGACACUUACCAAUGGGUUGUUAAGCCUAAAACUGUCAAAUAUGAGUUUAAAACACAAACAAAUGUCCCUAAAUUAGGGGUAAUGCUUGUUGGGUGGGGUGGAAACAAUGGUUCAACCCUCACUGGUGGUGUUAUUGCAAACAGAGAGGGUAUUUCAUGGGCAACAAAGGACAAGAUUGAACAAGCCAAUUAUUUUGGUUCACUGACCCAAGCAUCAGCUAUCAGAGUGGGGUCUAUUCAAGGAGAGGAAAUUUAUGCCCCAUUCAAGAGCCUUCUUCCUAUGGUAAACCCUGAGGAUAUUGUAUGGGGAGGAUGGGAUAUAAGUGACAUGAACCUAGCUGAUGCCAUGGGUCGAGCCAAGGUAUUUGACAUCGACCUACAGAAACAAUUGAGACCUUACAUGGAAUCCAUGGUUCCACUUCCUGGAAUCUAUGAUCCUGAUUUCAUUGCUGCUAAUCAAGGAGAACGCGCCAACAACAUCAUCAAAGGAACAAAGAAAGAACAACUCCAACAAGUCAUCAAAGACAUUAAGGAGUUUAAGGAAGCUAACAAGGUUGACAAGGUUGUUGUACUGUGGACUGCAAACACUGAGAGGUAUAGUAAUAUUGUUGUGGGACUAAACGACACUACAGAAAAUCUCUUGGCUUCUGUGGACAAGAAUGAAUCUGAGAUUUCACCUUCAACCCUUUUUGCUUUGGCUUGUGUUCUUGAAAAUGUUCCUUUCAUCAAUGGAAGCCCUCAAAACACCUUUGUCCCAGGGCUGAUUGAUCUGGCCAUCCAAAGGAACAGUUUGAUUGGCGGAGAUGAUUUCAAGAGUGGUCAGACAAAAAUGAAAUCUGUGUUGGUUGAUUUCCUUGUAGGAGCUGGUAUCAAACCAACAUCAAUAGUGAGUUACAAUCAUUUAGGAAACAAUGAUGGAAUGAAUCUCUCUGCGCCUCAAACCUUCCGCUCGAAGGAAAUCUCUAAGAGCAACGUUGUCGAUGAUAUGGUUAACAGCAACGCUAUUCUCUAUGCUCCUGGUGAACAUCCAGACCAUGUUGUUGUUAUUAAGUAUGUGCCUUAUGUUCGUGACUCCAAGAGAGCAAUGGAUGAGUACACUUCUGAGAUAUUCAUGGGUGGAAAGAACACAAUUGUGAUGCAUAACACAUGCGAAGAUUCGCUUUUGGCUGCUCCGAUUAUCUUGGACUUGGUUCUUCUUGCUGAGCUUAGUACUCGAAUUCAGCUCAAAUCUGAACACGAGGACAAGUUUCACUCGUUCCACCCUGUCGCAACCAUUCUCAGUUACCUCACUAAGGCUCCGCUUGUCCCACCGGGUACACCAGUCGUGAACGCGUUGUCUAAGCAGAGGUCUAUGCUGGAGAAUAUUAUGAGAGCUUGUGUUGGAUUGGCUCCUGAGAACAACAUGAUUCUUGAAUACAAGUGA
Molecule: messenger RNA, 1533 nt
Organism: Lathyrus sativus (Indian pea)
Lineage: Eukaryota; Viridiplantae; Streptophyta; Magnoliopsida; Fabales; Fabaceae
Source: the annotation of a GenBank genome assembly